This is a messenger RNA of Theobroma umbraticum, 2926 nucleotides long. The record is from RefSeq and is a predicted model, not a curated record. Lineage: Eukaryota; Viridiplantae; Streptophyta; Magnoliopsida; Malvales; Malvaceae.
UUCACCUUCACUCCUCCAACUUCCCUGUGCUUAUAAAAGCUUUUACUCCCCCCAAGUAACAAUCUACCUCUCUCUCGGUUUAGAACUAAAAACCUUCCUAGAAGAAAACGAUCCGAAUCGGACCUUUCAUUUUUCUAGCUUACUCUGUUUUGCUCUGUUUACUUUUACUCUUUUAAAAGAGGCUUCGGCUGUGAGAAGAGAAUGGGAACGCGUUGGAACGAGGAGGGGACCAGCUUCUACUCAUUGUCCUGCCAGGAUCGACGAUACUCGAAGCACAUCCACGACAACGUCCACGGCAACAUCUACCUUGAUCCGGUCUAACGCACAUGGUAUACCCAGGGGCUGUGCAUUCUCGCUUUGAGCAUUCACUGGGAGUUUAUUGGCUAGCCGGAGAAGCUGUCCAUACAAUUAAAGCUCACCAAGGCUCGGAGAUCAACAUUGAGCGUAAUGAUAUCAGGACAGUGAAACUUGCUGGACUACUGCAUGAUGUUGGGCAUGGACCAUUCAGCCAUCUCUUUGAGCGCGAGUUUCUUCCUCGGGUUCUUAACGGAUCUAAAUGGUCUCAUGAGGACAUGUCUGUGAAGAUGAUUGAUUAUAUUGUUGAUGCGCACCACAUAGAAAUAGACUCUGCAAUCCUCAAGAAUGUGAAGGAAAUGGUACUUGCUAGCUCUGAAAAUGCUUCACAAAAGAUUAUGAGUGAGAAGCGUUUUUUAUAUGACAUUGUUGCAAAUGGUCGAAAUGGAAUAGAUGUUGACAAAUUUGACUAUAUUGUACGCGAUUCCCGGGCUUGUGGCCUUGGCUGCAAUUUUCAGUUUCAGAGGUUAUUGGAAACAAUGAGAGUGAUGGGUGACGAGAUAUGUUACAGGGCAAAGGAUUAUCUAACUAUUCACAAGUUAUUUGCCACUCGAGCUGAUUUGCAUAGGACAGUUUAUACACAUGCUAAAGUAAAGGCAAUAGAGCUCAUGGUUGUAGAUGCUCUGACAGUAGCAAAUGAUGAACUGAGUAUAUCAGCAUCAAUUCAUGAACCAGCUAAAUUUUGGAAGUUAGACGACUCAAUAUUAAGACAAAUUGAAACUUCUGAUAAACAAGAGCUCAAGGAAGCCAGAGAUUUGAUCCUUCGCAUCCGGAGAAGAGAUCUAUACCAGUUCUGCAAUGAAUAUUCUGUUCCAAUGGACAAGCAAGAGAACUUCAAAGACAUCACUCCUCAAGAUAUUGUUUGUUCUCAGAAAAAUGGUGGUACCACAUUGAAAGAGGAAGAUGUUGCUGUGAGCAUUGUCAAAAUUGAUCUGACUCGUGGGAGCAGUAACCCUCUGGAAAGCAUCAAGUUUUUCCAGGAUUAUGAGAGUGAUUACAAAUUUCCAAUACGGGAUGAUGGCAUCAGUCACUUGCUGCCUACAUUUUGUCAAGAUAUGAUUGUCAGAGUGUACUCCAAGAAGCCUGAACUGGUAGGAGCAGUUUCUGAGGCCUUUGAAAAUUUUCAGCUGAAAACAUAUGGAAUGAAAGCACAGGUGCAUGAUACUCCUGAGAAGAAGAAACGCCGCAAUGAAUCCAUCGUUGAGGAAAAAACUGUGGAAAUCAUGGGGCACGAAAUCACAGAGAUAGAUGAAGGUGAAGGGUGUUGGAGAGCAAUUAAAAAGGAGGAUUUGGAAAAAAUGGAUGAGCAACUUGAUCUCCUGUGGGCAAUGCGGGAUCUUAAAGGAAGAGAAAAGAUGCGAAUCUCAAACCAAAAAGAAUGGGAACUUAAAGGGAGAGAAAAGGUGGGAGUCUCAAACCAACAAGAAUGGGAAAUUAAUCUCAAUGAGAUUGUUUUCAAAGAAUUGCUGGACAAAGACACUUGUGCAGAAGUUUACAAGGGAGUUUAUAACAGUCAAGACGUUAUAGUGACAGUGUUUGAACGGAGAGAAAAUGUCCAAAAGCUGCCAAGCAGUGAAGAAAACAAUUUGCCUACCUGCAGGAGCCCUUUUAGGGAGAAGGUUUCUUUUUGGUACAAGAUUGAUCAUCCUAAUAUUCUCAAGCUGAUAGGUGCCAAAAUUGAUGAACCAGAAUUUACAUUACGAGCGGAUAAUGAGGAAGUUCGCCUGUUAAGUAACAUGAGUUAUCUUGUAGUUGAGUAUCGAUGCGGGGAUACUCUUAGAUCAUUCCUUUCAAAGAAUCAAGAAAAGAAGCUAGCUUUCAAGAUUGUCAUUCAACUAGCACUACAUCUUGCAAGAGGGUUGGCUUACCUUCACUUAAGGCAACUCAUCCAUGGAAAUGUCAAUCCAGAAAACUUGCUUCUUGAUAGAAAUUUCAAGCUCACAAUAACCGAAUUUGAAACAUCUAAUAUGGCAAUAUCAAAUCAUCAGGAGUUGGCGGACGACAGGCAGUCAAUUACUUACAUGGCUCCUGAGGUCAUCGAUUCUAAACAAUAUGACAGAAAAUGCGACGUUUAUAGUUUUGGAAUUUGUUUGUGGGAAAUCUAUUGCUGUGACAUGCCUUAUCCCGAUCUUAGUUUUUCCGAAUUGAGUGUUGCUAUAUUUGAUCAGAACCUGAGACCCGAAAUACCCAAGCAGUGUCCAAAAGCUCUAGCAAAUGUGAUGCAGCAGUGUUGGGAUACGGAUGCUGGUAAAAGACCAGAGAUGGAACAAGUGGUUUUGAUGCUGGAGGCCCUUGACACAUCAAAGGGUAAAAAGAUUAAGUUUCUCGAUGCGCAGAGCUGUUUUUGCUUUCGCAAAUAAGGAAACGUUGUGAAAUGAGCAAAUUACAAUACUCAUCAUUAAAAUCACUAAUGCAUAAUGUUAAAUUGUCAUCAUUUUGGAGCAAUAGGCUGCUUUUGUAAACAAGCAUUCAGAUAUGAAACUUGUAGCAAUCCAUUUCUAUUUUGAACAAGAAGCAUAGAUACAUAGUAGUAUUCAUAUAUAUUUGAAACAUUUAGUGCUGUCAUAUCUUC